CGUGUUCCUGCAGAGACAAACAAACAUGGCGGCGUCGCUGGUGCGGUUUGUCCGCGGAGGCUUCGGGAGAAGUUUGAACCUUGCGAGGAGUUCGUGUCUCCAGCAGCAGAUCCGACCUCAGAGCUCCACCACUGAAACCAGUCCCACCACCAGGCCGGCGGACGCCAUCACUCACAACCAGCUGGCAGCGUUUGGAGAGUAUGUGGCUGAGAUGAUGCCCAAGUACAUCCAGCAGGUCCAGGUGACCUGUUUCAACGAGCUGGAGGUGAUGAUCCACCCUGAUGGAGUGAUCCCAGUGCUCACCUUCCUCAGGGACCACACCAACGCCCAGUACAGGAACAUGAUCGACCUGACUGCUGUCGACGUCCCCACACGGCAGAACCGCUUUGAGAUCGUGUACAACCUGCUGUCGCUGCGCUACAACUCUCGUAUCCGUGUGAAGACGUACACGGACGAGUUGUCGGCGCUGGACUCGGCGGUGCCCGUCCACAAAGCCGCCAACUGGUACGAGAGGGAGGUGUGGGACAUGUUCGGUGUGUUCUUUUCCAACCACCCAGACCUGAGGCGUAUCCUCACAGACUACGGCUUCGAGGGACAUCCCUUCAGAAAGGACUUCCCUCUGUCGGGAUACGUUGAGGUGCGCUACGAUGACGAGGUGAAGCGGGUGGUGGCCGAGCCCGUGGAGCUGGCGCAGGAGUUCAGGAAGUUUGACCUGAACACGCCGUGGGAGGUGUUCCCCGCCCACCGAGAGCCCAAAGCCUCCGCCCCCAAGCUGGAGGCCGGUGUGCCCCCCCCCGAGAAGAAGUGACGUCCUUCUGUGUAGCCUGAGGAAACGCACAAAUUCUCUCACACACACACACACCAUGCUCUGUUUGUGUCAUUGUGGGACUCGAUACCCUGAACAACCUGAAAUAUUUAUGUAAAUAAUAAUAAAACGAUCUUUAAAUGAA
This is a messenger RNA of Limanda limanda (common dab), 950 nucleotides long. RefSeq names its product NADH:ubiquinone oxidoreductase core subunit S3 (gene ndufs3). The record is from RefSeq and is a predicted model, not a curated record. NCBI's taxonomy places the organism in Eukaryota, Metazoa, Chordata, Actinopteri, Pleuronectiformes, Pleuronectidae. The transcript has 7 exons. The coding region runs from base 26 to 808 and encodes 260 amino acids. Gene Ontology annotation, molecular function: NADH dehydrogenase (ubiquinone) activity.